Ictalurus punctatus (channel catfish) is the source of this 1041-nucleotide messenger RNA. RefSeq lists its product as uncharacterized. Gene Ontology annotation, biological process: response to bacterium. The transcript has 6 exons. The record is from RefSeq and is a predicted model, not a curated record. The coding region runs from base 62 to 796 and encodes 244 amino acids. NCBI's taxonomy places the organism in Eukaryota, Metazoa, Chordata, Actinopteri, Siluriformes, Ictaluridae.
CUGGUUUUCUACUGAACUCACAAGUUCAUUACCUCACUAUCACUUUGUCUAAACAGGAACGAUGAUCACACUCUUUGUCGCGCUUUACUCUCUUUUUUCUCUCUGCACAGCUGUAACAACUUCUGACAUCAAGGAGCUUCAUGUGAAAACAGUAAAGCGUGGAGAAAAUGUAACUAUGGAGUGUAGCAUGAGCAAGGACAAAAACAAAUAUAAUUUAGUUUGGUACAGACAGAGUUUUGGAAAAGUGCCUCAGUAUUGUGUAAGACAUUACAGCUCUAAUAGUGGCUACAGAUUUGCAGAGGGAUUUAAAGAUAGCCGCUUCAGUAUGACUGUAAAUGACCAGAAGUUUGAUCUCAACAUUAUCGGAACGAGAGAAGAUGAUGGAGGAGAAUAUUUCUGUGGAGAAGUGGAGGGACCUAUGCUAAAGUUCAUAUCUGGAACACGUCUGCAAUUUGAAGGUGAAGAGAUGAAACACUGUCCUACACCUGGAACGGUUAACAACAACACAGAUUCUGUUACAGGGUCCAAUGAGGGUUCAAAGAGCAGUGAUGGAGAAGGAGACACCUUUUGGAUUAUUGUCUUAACAGCCUUCAUUAUAAUAUCUCUUAUUGUAAUCAUAUUUCUGCUUGGAGUUUUAUCUAAAAAUCAGAGAAAAGGUGCUUCAUCAAGAAUCCAUCAAACUCCCACCAAUCAGGCUGAUGAUGAAGAUGUCUUGAACUAUGCAGCUGUGCGUUUUGCUUGUAAUUGUUCACCCAUUGUGAAGACGACUGUGUCGUAUUUUAUUCUGAGAGACUGAAACAUUUUUAUUGCCGUAAGUGUUAAUGCCGUUUCCAUGGUGACUCCUAAUAUUAUUCAUCUACUGGUUUGCUUCACUUGAUGGAUGUAGCGAUGGAUCCUGCUGGUUUUGUUUUGUUUUCUUUAAUGAAAGUCUUAUAUUUGGCAUGUUUUCUCAGCAUUUUCUCUUGCACAUGAUUUUAGAAUGUAAAAGAACAUUUCGUUUGAUUCUGAAGGUUAAAGUAUUAAAGAAUGGCUCAUGGUUCA